This is a messenger RNA of Gossypium arboreum, 2463 nucleotides long. Its product is annotated as serine/threonine protein phosphatase 2A 59 kDa regulatory subunit B' gamma isoform-like. Lineage: Eukaryota; Viridiplantae; Streptophyta; Magnoliopsida; Malvales; Malvaceae. The transcript has 2 exons. Gene Ontology annotation, cellular component: protein phosphatase type 2A complex. The coding region runs from base 442 to 2088 and encodes 548 amino acids. Gene Ontology annotation, molecular function: protein phosphatase regulator activity. The record is from RefSeq and is a predicted model, not a curated record. Gene Ontology annotation, biological process: signal transduction.
GAAAUUUGAAUAAAAAAUUAAAAUUUGUGUGAAUUGACUGGCGUGGCCCAUGAGUACUGUCCAAAAGGACCAAAACCCUCCAUUUCCUCUUCUCUUUUUCUUUCACAGAGACGAAGGAUUUUAUUUUAUUUAUUUGGUAUCACUAGAUAUUAUUUACUUAUUUUAUUCGAACUGGGUUUAUUUAAUCAGGGACUGUUUUUAGGGGCUUUAACCCAUUCCUUCCUUUCAGUAAGCUUUCACCUUCAUUUUAAUUUAUGAAGAGAAACGCAUUCCAUUCUGAAUAUUGUUUUUGUUUUCUUUAAAUGCAAUUCUUCAGUUCUCAGUGCUUGAAUCCAAAAUUAUGUGUAAAAGAAAUUUGUAUACCAUGUGGUCUUGCAAGUUGGAAUCUUUCGUAACUGUGGAUUAGGGCUAGGGCUAUUUAGGGUUUUUCUUUCUGUAGAUAUGAUGAAGCAGAUAUUCGGAAAGCUACCGCGAAAACCAUCGAAAUCAUCCCAACAUGAACCCAACGGUGAUGCACUCAAUGGUAAUUCCUUUUUCAACUCUUCUCUUGGACCCAAUUCUUUAAACAGCUCUAAACCUGGUUCCGCUUUUAAAUUCUCAAAUUCAGGUUCACGUUUGAACGGUGGGACUGUUAAUUCUCAUUCAUCCAGUUCGGCCAACUCAAAUCAAGGGAAGAAAACUGACCCUCUUGCAAGCCAAGCAGGUCUUAUGUUAGUUUCAGGGAUUUAUGAGGCUUUGCCUGGUUUCCGGGAUGUUCCCAGCACGGAAAAGCAGAGUCUUUUCCUUAAGAAGUUGAAUAUGUGUUGUGUGGUUUUUGAUUUUGGUGAUCCAACUAAGAACCUUCGGGAGAAGGACAUAAAGAAGCAGACUCUGUUGGAGCUUGUUGAUUAUAUUUCCUCAGUUACAUCCAAGUUCAAUGAGUUGGCGGUGCAAGAGAUGGCUAGAAUGGUUGCUGCUAAUCUCUUUAGAACAUUUCCAUCUCCGAAUCACGAUAUCAAACUUCUAGAAAUGUAUGAUUUGGAAGAUGAGGAACCGGCCAUGGAUCCUGCUUGGCCUCAUCUUCAGAUUGUGUAUGAACUUUUACUUAGAUUUGUGGUCUCACCAGAGACCGAUGCCAAGCUUGCUAAGAGAUACAUGGAUCAUUCAUUUGUGUUGAAAUUGUUGGAUUUGUUUGAUUCGGAUGACCAUAGAGAGAGGGAUUAUCUGAAGACAAUUCUACAUCGAAUUUAUGGGAAGUUCAUGGUGCAUCGACCAUUUAUUAGGAAAGCGAUCAACAAUAUUUUCUACAGGUUUAUUUUUGAGACAGAGAAGCACAAUGGUAUAGCUGAGUUGCUUGAAAUCUUGGGAAGUAUAAUAAAUGGGUUUGCCUUGCCUUUGAAGGAAGAGCACAAGCUCUUCUUGGUACGAGCCCUGAUUCCUCUUCACAAGCCCAAGUGUGCAUCCACGUACCAUCAGCAGCUUUCUUAUUGCAUUACUCAGUUUGUUGAGAAAGACUACAAGCUGGCUGAUACUGUCAUCCGAGGCCUACUAAAGUAUUGGCCUGUCAUUAAUAGUUCAAAGGAGGUAAUGUUUGUGGGAGAGUUGGAAGAAGUUCUAGAAGCUACUCAGGCAGCAGAAUUCCAACGCUGCCAGGUUCCUCUUUUCCGUCAGAUUGGCCGCUGCCUCAAUAGCUCUCAUUUUCAGGUAGCGGAACGGGCUUUAUUUUUGUGGAACAAUGAUCACAUAAGAAAUCUUAUCAUCCAGAACCGCUCAGUAAUACUCCCUAUAAUCUUCCCUGCACUGGAGAGAAAUACCAAUGGUCAUUGGAACCUGGCAGUCCAGAGCUUUACACUAAAUGUCAGGAAGAUAUUCACGGAUGUUGAUCAUGUGCUUUUUGAUGAGUGUUUGUCCAGAUUCCAAGAAGAUGAAUUGAAGGAAAAAGAGAUGCAGGAAAGGCGGGAACUAACCUGGAAGCAUUUGGAAGAUGUAGCUUCAUCUACUACCGCAGCAAGCAAUGAGGCUGUACUGGUUUCUAGAUUUGUCUCUUCCAUUGCCAUUGCCACUGCUACUGCCACCAGCCCAACCCCAAAGGCAAUGGUGGGCAGUUGAGAGAUACAAUGAAAGCAACUGUUAAGAAAUCAGAUCAUAUCCACCAUAGUGAAAUGAUCCAUGGUGUAACCUGAAUGGUGCACCAUGGGAAUCCUGCAAUUUUUAACAGCGAGUCUCUACUUACUGAAUCAUCUGUGGAUAUUAAGGUCGUUGCUUUAACUUUAAUUCUGAAUCAUUCUUUUCUCUAUCUUCUAUACCUUCUUCCUUAUCCGUGGCCUAGGAACAUGUGUAUCAUAUCAUAAGGGUUUAGUUUUUAUGGACAGUUCGUUGUAUUUACAAUCAGAUACUAUUUAUACUGUACUAUUCUUUGUAAGGAUAUAUAUAUUUUGACACAAAUGUAUUAUACGACAUGUAUAAUAGCGAGAAAAAUAUAAA